This is a messenger RNA of Hemibagrus wyckioides, 2813 nucleotides long. RefSeq names its product toll-like receptor 1 (gene tlr1). Bases 61 to 2574 code for a protein of 837 amino acids. Gene Ontology annotation, cellular component: membrane. The transcript is spliced from 2 exons. The record is from RefSeq and is a predicted model, not a curated record. Lineage: Eukaryota; Metazoa; Chordata; Actinopteri; Siluriformes; Bagridae. Gene Ontology annotation, biological process: immune response; toll-like receptor signaling pathway; inflammatory response. Gene Ontology annotation, molecular function: protein binding; transmembrane signaling receptor activity.
UUUAAGAAAAAAGCAGAAGAAAAACUUCAUUAUUUGACUCGGUGCUUUACCAAAAACAACAUGAUAUGCGCUACUGCUAGUCAUCAUCACCUCUUCAGCAAAACAAUCCACCAAACCGAUUCGUCUCAGAUAAUACUUCCACUAAUGAAGGUUCAAGGGCUCCCCUCCUGGUUGUCAGUGGUGGUCCUCCUGGUGUCUUUGCAAACUUCAAUCUCACUGGACAUGGAUACAUUAAUUUUUGACUACUCUUCCAGAAACCUUUCUGCUGUCCCACCUGACCUCCCACCAUCUACUCAAAGCCUAGAUCUUUCUCAAAAUCAAAUUUGGACACUGAAGAAAUAUAGCUUCCAUGGAACCCCCAGGCUCCACUUUCUCAAUCUCUCCUGGAACAUUCUGAAAGAUAUUCAUCCAGACACAUUUAUUUCCACUCCCCUUCUGGCAACACUGGAUCUGUCCCACAACAGUCUGAAAAUGCUGUCCCACCAACAGUACCUGCUUCAAGCACAAAACCUACAGUACUUGGACAUGUCCUCCAACUUGUUUGCAGUUAUGGCACUGGGGGGUGAGUUUCGCAACCUUACGAAACUUCAGUGGCUUGGUUUGAGUGCCAGCAUCAUUCAGAACAGCAGCUUUGCUAACAUCUCUGACCUCCAUCUCCAAACUCUUCUCAUUCAGGCUGAAAAAUUGAUUUUGUAUGAAAAAGGAAGCAUCACUGGUGCAAAGGCUGACAAAAUUGUUGUCCAAAUGCCCAAUAAUUCAUUUAAUCUCCCAGUAAUUGUUGAUGCAUUGACAACCUUCAGAGAAGUAGAGCUGAGGGGGUUACACAAUCCUGAGGACAUCUUCAGAACACUCAAGUCACACCGAGUACACAUUCAAACGGUUGAUUUACAUUUAUCUUCUGUUUACACUACCUGGAAGGUAGUAACAUCCUUUAUCAGCGGGGCCUUAAUGUUAUCUAUCCGGCAGAUUAGUGUGUCUAAUCUUAUUCUUCACAAUAUGGAAGGACAUUUUUAUGUGCCCCUAGGCUACUCUUUUGAUUCCUUCACUAUUAGACAGGCAUCAGUGACUGUGUUCCUUUUUGAUCAGCAGAUUUUUUAUGACUACAUCAUCAAUAUACCUACAAGAAACCUAACAUUUGCCCAAACACCAAUAGUCCAUAUGACCUGCCCACAUGCUGUCAGCAUGAUACAGGUGCUUGAUUUAUCUGACUGUGUCCUAACUGAAAAAGUCUUCAAAGAUUCCCAAGGGGAAUGUAAAACUUUGAUCAAUCUGGAGAAACUGGUGUUGAAGGGCAAUAACCUUAGAAUGUUGAUGCCACUGACUUCAAGAGUUCAGCUAAUGAGCUCUUUAAGAUACGUAGACUUAAGCCAGAAUUCCCUGACUUAUAAGGAAACUCAGGGUAGAUGCACUUGGCCAUCUAAAAUCACCCACCUGGAUUUAUCUUUUAAUGAGCUUGACCAGACAGUGUUUAAGUGCUUGCCAAAUGAUCUAGUCAAUCUCAACCUCCAGAACAACCACAUAAGUGCAAUCACGUUAAAUAUUUCUGGCCUGAACUCUCUCAAAGUUCUAGAUCUUACCGCGAAUCGACUAUUGGAUCUUCCCGACUGCCUGGGUUAUCCAAAACUGCAGAAACUAAUGCUACGCGGGAACUUCCUGCAUGCACCAUCAACGGAGACUCUCAAGACCUGUUCACACCUAACUGUAGUGGAUAUCAGCAUGAAUCCCUACAUCUGUACCUGUCCUUUGCGAGCAUUCACCAACCUUAUUGAUGACAAGGGUACACUGGCUGGCUCAAAUUCUUCGAAUAAUCAAAGAAUUACCAUGGCUCACUGGCCAGAUGAGUAUCAAUGUAGUUACCCAGAAUACUGGAAAAAAACUAUUCUUAAAAAGGUCAGGCUGCUGGAGAUCACCUGCAAUGCUGGCCUACUCGCAGCAGCCAUUUUGGUCCCAGCCAUAAUUCUGGCCAUUGCUUUUGGAAUUCUCUGCCAUCAACUAGAUUUUCCUUGGUAUAUAAGCAUGAUUUGGAAAUGGACCCGUGCAAAGCGUCGUGCCCGAAGUUCCCAGCAACGAGCAGAAGAUCUUCAGGGAGUAUGCUUCCAUGCUUUCAUCUCCUACAGCCAAAGAAAUGCCAGCUGGGUCAUAGGUCAACUUUUGCCCAAACUUGAAGGCGAGGAUUCUUCGUCCCAAAAUAGACUGAGAGUGUGUCACCAUGAGCGAGACUUCAUCCCGGGAAGACCGAUCUUAGACAACAUCCUCCGCUGCAUAGAACAAAGUAGAUGCUGCGUCUUCGUCCUGUCCUCUCACUUUGUCCAGAGUGAGUGGUGCCACUAUGAGCUGUACUUUGCUAGCCACCAGCGGAUAACUCGAGGUACGGACAAUAUCAUCCUCAUUCUGCUAGAGCCAUUGCCUACAUAUCUUAUACCUAAUAAGUAUUACCAGCUAAAGGCAAUGCUGGCCAGGCGCACUUACUUAGAGUGGCCCCAGGACAAGGCCAAACAGAGAAUGUUUUGGGCAAACCUGCGGGCGGCUCUGGAAGCUGAUCUACCAGAAUCUGUUGAGGGACAACGUGAAUGAGAGGACAAACCAAAUCUAAGAGGCUAAAUAUUGCACCACCACAACAAAUUAUGACAUAUGACAAUAAUUAAGUUCAAAACCGAUUUAUUUCUGCCAAGUCUCAAAUUUAGUUUAUGAGGUAUACAACAAUUUAACAUAUGCAAAAAUGAGCAUUCAAAUACAAAGUAAAAUAAUUCUAAAAGCAUUGCUAAAGAAAAAAAAGCUGUUGCUUGUUUGAAAUUAAAGACAUUUAUACAAUA